This is a messenger RNA of Penicillium paradoxum, 1203 nucleotides long. RefSeq names its product nucleolar and coiled-body phosphoprotein 1 family protein. The record is from RefSeq and is a predicted model, not a curated record. The coding region runs from base 1 to 1203 and encodes 400 amino acids. NCBI's taxonomy places the organism in Eukaryota, Fungi, Ascomycota, Eurotiomycetes, Eurotiales, Aspergillaceae. The transcript has 2 exons.
AUGGCAAAAGUUUCUAGCAAGAAGACUUCGGUCAAGAAGACCGCAUCCCCCAAGACUACCAAGUCCAUUCCUCCUCAAUUGAUCGCCUCAGUCGCGGCUUUUUUGGCUGAAAAUUUCCCGGAGGCCAGCGCCGCAUUCACCCAGGAAGUGACCAAGUCGGGCAAGAAGAGCGAGGCGAAGAAUGUACCCUCUCUCUUGGAGCUCUUCCAGACUUCUGAGCAGGGAUCUAGCGUGAAGAAGGCUGCUAGCAGUAGUUCUUCCAGCUCAAGCAGCAGCUCCAGCUCCGAUAGCGACUCGGAUGUUGAGAUGGGCGACGCUCGUUCGUCCUCUUCGUCGUCCUCGUCUUCCAGCUCCGACAGCGAUGCGGAUGAUGAGGACGAUGAGGAGUCCCCCGCUGCUCCUACUCCCGCGCCAGCUCAGAAGUCUGCUAGCUUGAAGCGCAAGGCCGAGUCUAGCAGCGAGUCUAGCAGCUCUUCCGACUCUGACUCGUCCUCCUCGUCUGAAGAUGACAGCCCCAAGGCCAAGAAGGCCAAGAUCUCCUCCAAGGAGUCUUCCUCUUCGUCCUCUUCGUCCUCUUCCUCGGAUUCCUCCAGCUCUGACUCCGAUUCAUCGUCGAGCUCCUCUUCAUCGGACUCGUCCUCUUCCGACUCGUCCUCCGACUCCUCUUCCGACUCUUCUUCUGAUUCCUCCUCUGAUUCCUCUUCCGACUCUUCCUCCUCUGAUUCUGACUCCUCCGAUUCUUCUUCCGAGUCCGAAUCCGAGAAGGAAUCCAAGAAGGCGCUGAAACAGGCGAAGAAGACUCCUCUUCCCCAGUCCGACUCCAGCGACUCCGAAUCUUCCUCCGGCAGCACCGUCGCCCCUUCCCCUGCGGCCGAGACCAAGCCUGUUACCAAGGCUGUUGAGGCCGUUGAGGCCGUUGUGACUACUUCCUCCAGCGCCAGCCCCGCCCCCGGCAACGGCCCCGCCAAGAAGAAGCACGUUGGAGCUCGCCCCACCCCUCUGGCUCUGCUGAGCGAGCUGCCCCAUGACCACCCUUCCAACGACUACAUGUCCUACGCCUACGCCGACCGUGCCUGGAAGGACCUGUCCGUGACUCGCGGCAAGGGCUUCACCAAGGAGAAGAACAAGAAGAAGCGCGGUUCCUACCGCGGCGGCCCCAUUGACAUUGGCCCCGCCACCACCUCUUUCAAGUUCGAGGACUAA